This is a messenger RNA of Lineus longissimus, 2083 nucleotides long. RefSeq names its product probable cytochrome P450 CYP44. NCBI's taxonomy places the organism in Eukaryota, Metazoa, Nemertea, Pilidiophora, Heteronemertea, Lineidae. Gene Ontology annotation, molecular function: oxidoreductase activity, acting on paired donors, with incorporation or reduction of molecular oxygen; heme binding; iron ion binding. Bases 183 to 1736 code for a protein of 517 amino acids. The record is from RefSeq and is a predicted model, not a curated record. The transcript is spliced from 9 exons.
AACGACGACCACAACAACGAAGUGUCAACAUUGUCUGAAAGUGAUCCCAUUCUUGCUCCAAAGUUCUCAAUUUUCUUCAUGAAUAGAGCUUCGAUUUUUGUUCAAACAAUGCGUGCAGUUAGAUGAACAAAUGCCAAAUUACUUACUAUUGUUGUUAUUGUGUGACAAGAAAAAAGUAAUUCAUGAUGUUGUCAAAGUUUAGUAGCUCCUCAUCUGCACAACUUGUCAAAAUUUCUAGAUUUUUUGGCAAAGGUGUAAAUUUACAAGUGCCUUCCUUGAGUUGUGCAACUGUCAUCCAGGACUCCAGUGCCAAAGGCUUUGACGACAUUCCCGGACCCAAGGGACUACCGCUGUUAGGGACAGUAUUGGACUACAGAUUUGGCCCAUACAAACCAUCGAAUUACCACAAGGCCCUCCUUGACCGCCACAAACAAUAUGGAAAGAUAUUCAAAGAAACUAUUGCCGGCCACACAGUUGUCCAUUUGUUUGACCCAGAAUUCUUCCGGAUCAUGUUUCAAUCAGAGGACAGGAUGCCACAUGUCUCGCCACUCUUGGAGACAGUUCAAAUGUAUCGAAAGAAACGUAAUCUGUCUCCAGGAUUAGGGAACAGCAAUGGUGAGGAAUGGUAUCGACUCCGAAGUGCCGUUCAACAAUUGAUGAUGCGGCCAAGGGAGGUUGCUGCAUUCUUCCACUUGGCUGAGGGGGUCGCCACAGACUUCCUCGAGAGGAUCAGAAGAAUAAGAGAUGACAACCAGGAAGUUGGAGAUUUCUUGAAUGAGGUGAAGAAAUGGACACUUGAAAGUUCGGCCAUGACAUGCUUUGAAACAAGACUCGGUGCCAUGGAAUGCCUACCAGACUCCGAUAUCCAAAAGACAAUCGAUGCCAAUGCAGCUAUCUUUGAACUGUCAACAAAACUAUAUUUCUCAUUACCACUGUUCAAAUAUUUCCCAACACCAUCAUGGCAAAAGUUACUCAAUAAAGAAGACUUCUUUUAUAGCAAAGGAAAGGAGCUCAUCGAUGCCACCACCAAGACGAUACAGGGUUUGAUGGAUAAGGGAGAACUAAAGGAUGGACAAUAUGGCUUCAUGACAUAUCUGUUGACAAGAGAAGAAUUUGAGUACAAGGAUGCUGUGAUCAUAGCGUUGUCUUUAUUCGGGGAUGGGCUGAGUACGACUUCACCAACAACAGUAGGACAGCUCUACUGCUUGGCCAUGAACCCCGAGAAGCAGGAGAGGCUGUAUGAGGAGGUCUGCAGGGAGGCCCCUAAAGGGGAACCACUCACAUCUGAAAGGAUCAAUAGAAUGUCCUAUCUCAAGGCUUGUGUCAAGGAAGGAUUCAGGUUCUUUCCGAUAGGACCAGAUGUAGCAAGAGAGGCCAAGAAAGAUAUUGUCAUCGCUGGAUAUACGAUACCAGAAGGGACGAGGAUUGAAAUGAACAAUUUUGGCCUUCUGCGAUCGAGCGAGUAUUUCAAUGACCCUGACGACUACCUGCCUGAGAGAUGGUUACGAGGAGGAUCGGCCCAUAACAUCCACCCCUAUCUUCUCACACCAUUUGGUCAUGGACCACGAAUGUGUGCAGGGCGUCGAUUUGCUGAACAAGAGAUGUACAUCCUCAUUACGAAACUUAUUCAGAAUUUCAAAAUUCAGUGGAAUUCUCAGGAAAUCAUGUCGCAGAAAUUCAACAUGUUGUUUGUGCCGGACAUAACAGCUAGAUUUGGAUUUCUGAAUCGAGAAUAAGACUGGAAAAUAUUCCAUGCCUCGUACUUAUAAUACAGGGCUGAGAUUGCUGCACCCCUGAUAAAGAGCAGAUAUCGGCAGGAGCCAGGGGGCCCAGUGGGUGGUCUCUAGGCAAAGUUAGGAAACUGAGUCUGGUAUGAUUCGGUGAUAAAUGUAUUCCUUAUGCAAGUUCCUUGUACGAAUAUAUUGUCAAAGGGUUGAGACACCUAUCAAUGACUUUUGUAACUUAAUCGGACACACCUGGUUCCUGCCUAUAGUCUCCCUUUAAGGUUGAUUUUUGGACUUAGUGAUGUAGAAUGUCCAUGCCUUUAGUGGACAUGUCUCUAAUAAAUGUUUAUUUAACCAAA